GUGUAGUAUCGGGGUGUGGCGCAUAUCAAUAUACCUCGGAGGUUUCCCUAUGCAGCUUCAGCCCGACGGCUCGGAGGUCGCGUCAUCCCACGGUCGACUUCCGCACCAAGUCUACAACACCCUUACGUCUUCGCGCAAUCUCAAGACGCUCGACCCAACGGUUGCUGUGAACCGCAUUUGUCUUCACAGUCGCCAUGUAUCUGCUUGAAUAAAUACUGGAUUAAUCAACACCUCGAGUAGUUCUGCUUACCUACCCAUCCUCGGAGAUCCGCACCGCCCGCAAUGGAGACGCCAGGCGCGUCCGCGAACGCGACUUCGUUCUUGCCGUCACCAGCGGACUUACUCAUGGCAUUACCUCGCCUCUUCUCCAAGGCCAGUUCCCUCGGCGACAUGAUGCGCUCGGGUGGAAGCGUUAUCGCGGAACCUACGGCCAAUAUGACAAACAGCACCAUGACGACUACAGGCUCGGGAUUUGUACAGGAAUCCAUUGCUGCAGCGGCUUCUGCGAUUUCGACCGAGGGCGAGAUGACCGUGUGGCAAGCUUUGAGGAACGUAGCCGCCUGGUUCAGCUACAUCACCUCCAAAUGGGCCGUCGCAACAUUCGCCCUGGCAAUCGUGCUUAAUAGAACCCACUUCUAUGCCAACAGCCGCGUUCCACUUUCCUUCGACCGCCUCUACCUUCGCUUCGCCCUCUACAUCAUGCCCUUGGUCCUCUUCCUCUAUCAGACGCAGAAUACUCUACGAGCUAUACGCUGUCAAACCUCCCCAGGUUGGUCAGAGAUGCAGUACGGAGCGGAUGGUAGGCAGCUGGAUACAGACUUCGGUGGCGAAGGCGGCUUUCUCUGGCAGGUCACCUCAAAAAUACUCUUCUGGGAGACCACAGAGAGCUCAUGCCGAGCCGCGAAUAUGUUACCCAUCGGUCCGGCAACCACGCGGCCUUCUGGAUCACUAGCGCUUCUAUGGCCCAUGUUUGUGACCCUUGGAUUUGGCCAGUUCGUCGAUACCUUGGCUUGCGCCCUUCAAGGAAGACGCCCGAUUCAGGAAGUCGGAAUGACCAUCUUCGAACAUUCGCUCGCAUUUGCAGAGGCUGAGGCUGUCGUCACGAAGCCCCUAGCGGUGGACUCCGUACGCUUCUUCAAACCGAAGUCUGUCUUCACUCCAGAUGGUGCAUCCUCCAUGAUUCCAAGGUCGAAGCUCUCUAAGAUCGCCAAUGUACCACCGGAAGUGCUGUUGAUUUCCCUCAUCUCUAGUUUCAGCCACUUCAUGAGCAACUUGUUAGCAAUCGCUGGAGUGCGCUCUAGAUGGCGACUCGUCACGACAACAAUCUGCGGGCUCGCCUACAUGUCAGCGUUUGCGUGGAGCUGCAUUCGUCUAACAACCAUGGUCGCUGAUCCAGACCACUAUGUGGGCAUUUUGAGGUUUCCCACUGUAUGCAUCAUUGGAUUCAUCCCACACUUACUGAUACUUGUGGGCAUCGCGGUAUGCGCACUAAUAUACCUGCUGGCCUUCAUCAUUACUGUAAUCUCUCCACCUGCAGGACAUGUCGACAGUUUGUCCCUAAGAGAGAGAUUUGCAUCCGCCUACGGCAAUCUACAUGCCAACAUUCAUCUAUCCUCGAUUACGCCUUUGACUAUUAAUUGGCACGAAGACUUCUAUACGACCAUACUCAAGGUAGGCUACGUCAUUCUGACAUCCGCCAGUGAAGCCGUGUUUCUCAACGAAGGAACCAAGGUCAAUGUGCACCCAAUGACCUGGCUCGAAAAGCAAAGACUGCAGGAAUUGCUCGCUCGGCGGAGAAGAACACGAGAGAUGAUCACCGACAUCCCGUCCGAGCUCAGGAACGACACAUUCGCGCAAGGCAUCGAGGUAGUUGACGAGCUCAACGAUGUCAGAACGGAUACAUCAUUGUCAGGUUAUGCAAAAGAACGUAAGACGCGAGGAGUACAGGCAUCCACUGAACCAGCCAUUGGACAGAAUGAUCCUGCGAUUCAACAACGUAGUCGCUACUUGCAGACCUAUCAGUUCUUCUUCCGUAUAUCAAAGUUGCUUGUACUUAGUCUCGCAAGGGUUACGGACUGGGCGUUGACUAAGAUCUCGAUCAGCUACCGGCCAAGAUGGCUGCAACGCGCUGUUGGAUUCCACGCUGAUCAUGUUGAUAAAAUGUAUGCUCCGCGAUACCCCGAUCAACCGUCGGCAAGAGAGGCAUGGCUUACCACAGAUGACCGGUCUCGGAUUCGCCAGGAUCGGAAUUUUGAUGUUGAGGUCUUCGCGAAGGAGAGGCUUCGACAGAGUGGGUUCUAUUCGGGACCCAAUGGGGAAGAUUCUGAAGAACGCCUUGACGACUACCUGUACUCCUGGUGGCGCAAUGGUAGCCUAUGGAAUGACGUUGACAACACCAGAGACUAUGUUGACUCGCAAGAUGAUGACACGACUAGUGUAGUGUCAUUUGCUACCACCACAGACAACGACGAGUGGUCAGACGUGGACGACGGCCAAAGAACACCUACGCGUGCAACAUACCAGCGGAGUCGGGAAGCAACACCCAUACCUGACGAUGCAAUGGACUUCUCUCGACUCUCUCAACUUCUGGAUCCUAAAUCUAGCGAGGAUCGUGAAGAGGCCAGGCUACUAUCUCGCCACCUCCAGAGCUCCAAUAUCAUGACACGCUCGCAGUACCGCAAAGCUCUUGAGCGCGAAGAGGCGAAGAUCCUCACGACAUCACGCUAUAAGAUGAGCGGCGGCGGCGUCAACAUGUCGCCCGAAGAAGAAGAGCAACUUCUGGAAGAUCUUAUUCUCAGUCGUCGGAACGCAACAGCCCCGCAAGGCGCAAGUACAGCUGGAAGCUGGGACACGGGUGCAGAAGAGGCCGAUACUGCAGUCGGGACCCUGGAAAAAGAUGGACUGAAGCGCGUCGCGUCUCCCUCACCACCCCCGAGGGACAGGAUCACCGAAUACGAGAAUGCGCUGAAGUCUUCACCGCGAAAGCCUGCUGACGGGCCCCUCUUCGAGAUCGUCAAGAGCAACAAGAAGCCCAGCGAUAAGAGCGCGCCCAUCGCGAACCUGCCUAAUGAGGUUCUGAUUCAUGCUAUCGCCCACCUUUCACCAAACGAUCUCGCCGCCGUAUCCCUUGUCUCUCGCCGCUUUCAUGAUGUAGUCACUACCCCACACGCCUGGCAGGUGGCAUUCGGUCGCUACUUCCCUGGCCCACACUCACUCGAAGAUGCCGCCUUUCGCUCAGCCCUCGAGGGCAGUGGCUCAGUCGUGCGGUCAGAGAAGAGACGCUUUACCAGGCUCACUGCGCUGGCAUCGUGGAGAAGCGAGUACAUUCUACGCACGAGACUGUUGCGAUCUUUGGUCAGGGGCAAGCCUGUACAGGUACCUGCAACACCGUCCCGCGCGUCUCAGAUGCAGACCAUCACCCCAAUGAUAACCUAUGAUGCCAAAACGUACACCAUCAUCAAUCAUCUGCAGGCCACAUUCGGAACCGGCUUGAAUAAGAAGAUGCCGCGCUUCAUCCAUGGUGCAGACGACAUCGGCAUGGUGACCAGCAGCGAUCCGAUGACCGGCAAAGUAGAUCCUUGGGGACAAAGCGACCCGCACUUCUAUGGUCAAUUCUCAGAACGCUUUCCGGGUACCGCUGAGUGGGGUCUGGGCUCAGGAGAGGUCGUCGGGCGGCCCAAUGUUAUGGACAUAUCGCAGCCAUACGGUAUGAUCUAUGGCCAAGGCUGUCCUGAAGGCUCGUGUUACUACCGUUCGCUUGAGGAGAUGCGUGGUCGAUUCAUAGCUGAACCCACCGAUUUUGCUAUGCCUGAAGUCGGUAUACCAAAGCUGGGCAUCGAUGGCGGUGCUAUUUGCAGCGUCUGGAUCGCCAAGUCAAACACGAUCCCGACCCUUUCGGAUGGCUUGAUUGGGAUGAUGAUGGGAUCUGCAGCUGGUGUCGUCAGUGCCUGUAGCAUCGGUACGGAUGGUCUUCGAUCAUCCCGUGUACAGCGUGGGGAGCUGACUGCUCGCUGGGUUCUAAGUCCAGGAGUACCUAUCAUCGCUAUCGCUGUUGACGAACAGUACUCAACCAAGCGCUAUGCUCAGAAUCGCAUUUGGGCGGUCGCUCUUAAUGCACUAGGCGAGAUCUUCUAUUUGACCAAAUUCCCGACCCGCAGCCAGGCUAUGAAGGGCGAUAUUGAGCACUAUUCCGAGUAUUUGGGUUGGCUCACUGGCCGCAGCGUGUACUGGAACUUGGUAGAGCCCAGCCGACGGACUGCGAGGCCUGAUCCGUACAGCGAUGCCGAUGUCGACGGUAGUUAUUCGCCGCGAACCUCGUGGGAUGGCAUGUGCUUGAGUAAGGAUCAAAUUAUCGCCGAAACAAGGGAGAUACAAGAAUUUCUUCGCAAGCAGCCAAAGCAUUUCCGAAAAGCAUGCCUUGGAUGGGAUAUGCGACGAACGCUCGAGGUUGACUUUGCUGGAGACGACGGAAAUCAUGCUGGGGAAUCCGUAGUGGUCUUCGAAUGCGGGCUCGAGGAGGGAGACAUCGCCGAUGUAAAACGAUUCACCCGAUGUAAGACUGACGAAAAGGACAAGGGUACGAACAUCUCGAGUCGCAUUUCUACGCCUCAGCCUGCGCAAACUACAUCUUUAUUCGGCGGCACUGGCGUGGAUCCUACAAAGCCUCUUCGUGGUCGCAGCUCUUCAUACAUCUCGACCACAAGUUCACCAGAACGAGCCGCUCUAUUCGAGGAAUGGAGGUGCUCAAAGCUGACUUUCGGCGGGUUCAAGAGCACUCAGGUGACUACAACUGCUUUGGACGUCUCUACCUUCGCCACUUUGACCUUGUUUGAGGAUCCUGCGCUUGGUUUCUCAACAGCCUCGACUGCAUCCUCCCCUUACUCUUCCCCGAUGUCCGUUGCAAGCCAGCCGGCCUCUCCCUCUGACAUUCCCGGCCAACGCGCAAGAUUUCUAGCUGCGGGUACCAAAUCUGGCGUGGUGCUACUUUGGGAUGUCCGGGCGCCUACAUCGCGCUCAUCGGAGUAUGCGAACGAUAUUGAUCCUGUUCGUAUUAUCUACACUGACUCGCCAGAGAUAUCCUGCUUGGCUGUCACCUCACUCUAUCUCGUAGCAGGUGGGAACGACGGCUUGGUACAGGCAUGGGAUCCACUGGCUUCGAGCAUGUCGCCCAUCACAACGCUUCACUCCCGACACGCGUCGCGCGCUCGUAGACAGCUUGUGCAGGCUCAAGCUUCCGUUCAAGGAGUCGGCAUUAACAUGUUUGCUGCUGGUGCCGUAUGCCUAGAUCCUGAUCCGACCGUCUUACGCGGUGCAGUGUCUCUUGGUAAUCAGCUUCGAUUCUGGAGUUACAGCUCAUCUGCAGCCGACCAGUAUAGAAGCAGUAAACGCAGGCUUCGACGAGCUGAGCGUGGAAGCAACAAUACCACAGAGCGCUUUGCUGGUACUGGAAGAGUCAACCUGAAGAAUUACAUCGCCAACGAGCAGUUUGAGUUGGAGCGUGACAAACAGGAGCGUCACAAGCAGGCCGAGCGUUUGGCAGGCCGUUUUGGCACAGAGUUACUAAGUGAGGAGGAAGCUCUAGCAUACGCUGCAAUGCUCUCGCAAGAGGCUAUGGAGGCAGAUGAAUUACGCCGCAUUGAGCGCGAAAGUAGUGCCCUGAAGAGUGAGCCUGUAACGCCAGAGGCGAGCAUCCAAGGCCAGCCUUCAUCGACUGAUGCCAAAGAUGAUGAUGAACUGGAUGCCGACAUCGCUGAAGCCAUUCGUCUUUCUCUCAACGAUAGCUCCGGAGCUGGCAGCUAUGAGCUCGCCUCGACGCCUCCAUCUGCGUUCGACAUCCCGAUCAAGUACGCCAAAAGCAAGAAAUCUCCGCCAUCCCACUCCCGAAAGAGCACGCCCAGGAAGGGUAAGGCCGCUGCCGGAUCAAGUAACGAGAGCGAGAUGUCAGAUUUGGAGUUUGCUAUGCAGCUGAGUCUUGCUGAAGAGCAAAGUCGGAAGGAUGCCGAGGAUGCUUUCCCACCGCUCAGUCCAGCGGCUGGCAGCAAGGGCAAGGGUAGAAUGUGGUAA
Messenger RNA from Alternaria rosae, 6063 nucleotides. RefSeq lists its product as uncharacterized. The record is from RefSeq and is a predicted model, not a curated record. Bases 283 to 6063 code for a protein of 1926 amino acids. The transcript is spliced from 4 exons. Lineage: Eukaryota; Fungi; Ascomycota; Dothideomycetes; Pleosporales; Pleosporaceae. Gene Ontology annotation, molecular function: protein binding; ubiquitin protein ligase activity. Gene Ontology annotation, biological process: ubiquitin-dependent protein catabolic process; protein ubiquitination.